AUGUCGGAACCGACAACUCCUUAUUGGAAACAGUUAUGGCGUUGGACCACAUCACAAAGUCUUUCAAAAGAAGAACUGAAGAAAGUCCUAGAUAAAAAAGAAGUUGUAGAAUGUUUAAAGCAAGGCUUAGUUUGUUAUAAGUCGUUGAGAACAGAAAAAUUCUCACAACUACAGUCAAAAUAUAGUGAUCAAACAAGACUAUUAAACGUCGUCCAAACCUUGCAGAAUUACAUAGAUGUUGAUUGUUUCCAAAUAUGGGAUUUGAUAAAACACUACCUUUGUGAUGUUUCAUAUGGCACUGCAGCAAAUGCUUUAAAGAAUGUAGCUUUUGUUGAUACCCGACCAUCAUUUUUGUCACCAAAUGUUUGGAAUUUUUAUUACGCUGAAAGAUUGUUUCUUUUGAAACUAAUACAGUAUAUGAUUCAAUUUAAGUCAGAUGUUAAUCAUAAGUAUCAUGAAUUAUUUAGUAAGAUUAUCAAAGAAAUAGGAUUAAAUGAUUUAAAGACUUCACUUAUAAGUCAGUUUGAGAAACUUUUAUCAACACCACCCCCAUCAAGGAAAAUUCAAAAUGAUUUUAACAAUGACACUGUUAGGCAGGACUGGGCUAAAUCCAAUCUAAGAGAGCAAGUAGCAAUUCUACAGAAUUUAAUGAUGAUCGCAAGUGACUCUGGGAUCUCUGACACUGAAUUUAUAACUUUGUUCAAGUUGUUUAGAAAACAUGAUUUUGGUAAGAACCAAGGUUUUAAUGAUCUCUUGGAAGAAAGGCAUAAAGAGACAAGUCUUAGAGUUAUGUACAUGGAGAUUGGACUGUUCAUGGUUAUAUGUGAUAGUAAGAAAAUCCAAAAUUUAUCAUCAUGGAUAGAAACUACAAAAACUACUGUAGAGACUGAAUUUACCAAAUUGCAACCUUGUACUGAACAGAGCCCCAUGCUGAUGAUGUGGAUGAUGAUAACUUUACAGAGUGAACAACAUGUACGAUUGUUUGAGACUCAGUACCACCAUUAUGGAGCCACAGCUAUGAGAAUGAGAGUCUUUGAGUUUAUGCAACAAAUGAUUAGUAGCAAUGUUUUCAAUGAUGAUUCAACUUGUGCUGAAAUUAUCAGACACAGAGUAUUUAGACUAUUGAAUGAAAUUUGUGAUAAAUUUGAUGGUGACAGUACCAUCAGCUGUCAGCCUGGAGUCAUGCCAUUGUGUGCAGAUUUAAUCAAAUAUCCAACCAUAGCUAAAGAAUUCUGGAGAUUACAAAAUGAGAAUAACAUUGGUGUUGUAUCAUUAUGGAAUACAGCUUUAGAAUAUUUCCCGUUCAAUUUUAAGGCCUUAUCAGUAUUGUCCACAAGUUUGGCUGAAGCCGGGAAGGAAAGUGUUCGGAAUGUUUUAGGAGAAUUAAAAAAUUUACCAGUUUUCACCGAAUUAUACAAUCCACAAGCAGUAUUAAUAACCGCCCUACAAGCUGAGGACGCAAUUAUUGGGAGAGACUAUUGCCCACUCGGAGACCCCUCCUAUACAAUAGAAGCUGGCUCUAAAGCGACCAUUUUGGAACGGAAAGAGGGCACAAUGAUUCAUUUCCGCACACCAUAUUCUUAUUGGACCGUGUUCAAUAGCGAAAUUGAAAAGGCAUUAGAUCGGAAACAAAGGCAUCAUGAUAUCAAUGUCACCUUGGAAAGGGUGUAUGAAGGUACCAGGGUUCUGAAAGGUAUACUUAAAGCCUUGGUAAAUGAUAAGGAGAUUCCGAAAAGCCUAGUAGCACCAAGUGAAGGGGUUUUUGAUAUAUUAGUGAGGUUUAUGAGAGCUGAAAAUCCACCUUUGCCCCUCUUGGUUGAAUGUUUAGAUGUGUGCACUGUAUUGAUACCAUUGUUUUCGAAGGAAAUUUAUUCGAGAUUAAUAAAUACCGGUCUUCUACCCCGUGUGACGAAGCAGCAGCUAUCUCACGCGGAGUACGCUACUGGUGCUUCAUUGGAAUCUGGGGCCGUUGGGUCAUAUCUGGUAACUUUGGAGCAGCCUACUGGAACAUACCGGUUCCUUACAGCAUAUAUAGAUAUGCUAUGCGCUUUUCAUAAGGCGACAAUAGAAGAUCGUUUAGUAACAGAACUACUUCUACCAGGCCUGGUUCUGCUUCUACGAGAAGUAUUCCCCAAUGUGUAUGGUUGGAGAUACCGCACAGUUAUAGAAAGACGAUCCCUCAUACACAAGUGUGCGGAUUUCUUCACUCUGGUGUUGCAACAAAUGAAUUGUAGUCCCAGUGUUACCACGUUGAAAAAGACUUGUGUCUAUGGUCUGUUAUAUACGGAGAACGCUUUGGAGUUACUGAAGAUCGCGUCUAUUGGUAAUGAAACCCUGGAACGCCUAAUCCAUGACGAACCAAAUUGGAUUUCUGGUUCAGCGUUUCAGUACACGUUCACAUUACAGCGAUGUAUCGCUAUAAUUAUAUUCGCUUUACGAGAAAAGGAUCUAAUCGGCUGUACUGCAGUAAGCCCCCUGGAGCAACUCAUCUUCGCUCAGAACAAACAAGUGGAUAGUCUGAAGGUGGUUCCAAAUGUGACCGGGUACAUCAAUCACGCCUUUAACCGGGGCCUUGCAGUACUCUCAUGUCGAUUACUUAGGAAAUUCGCUGAUGGCUUCCAGAUGUCUCUCUUCGCUUUAUUAGACAUGACAGCGCAUCAGGUACGAGUCAUAUUUCUGGACAGAUUGCGGGAUGAGCAUGAAAGUGUGGAACUCAAAGUUGCAAUUUUAGCCUUUGUCACCACAUGUGUGGGGAAACAACCUGGGUUGACUGAAGCUUUCUUCAUGAUGAAUCACGAACGGGCAAAAGCAGACGAGAACGAGAAGGAGAAAGAAGUUAAAGAGAAUAGUGAAGAUGACAGAUUUGAAGGAAUUUUGGGGUAUAUGGCGGAUUAUUUGGGGACUGUUAAAUCUGACGCUAAAUUACUGCAAAGUCCGCUACUUGGAUGCAUAAUGGCGUUAUUCCAUGCACUCUGGAAGAAUAACAUGCAAAUCCUUGUCAAAAAGUUACAAGAACAUCCCAAUUUCUGGGAUCAUAUGACCAGCCCUUUAUUCAGCGAGAUCCAACCUGAUCUCCGCACUUAUAGUCAAAUUUUCAACGUCCUCGGAAUUGAAUUAUUCGUUUCCAGGGAGAAACUUGAACCAAAUUUCAAAGAAGUGCUCGAACGCUUCUUCGAUACGAACAAAAAUCAACUAGAUAACUGGAUAGAUCAUAUAUUUUCCUUCAAAGGUCGAUCCCUUGAAGAGGUUACUGAUAAGGUGCCGAUCUGGUUAAGCUUGCUCACAUCGUGGAAAGAUUUCACAACAAUUUUCUGCAAAUGUCUUCCGUUCAGUUUGAACAUCGCGCACAAAGCCAAAAUGGUUGCGCCUUGUAUGAAUGCUCUUUUGCACGAACUGGAAGACUUCAAAGAUGGCCGCCUUGUAGUCAUUUUAGCAGAAUUAUACGUUAUAAUGCUAGCUAAUUGGAAAGAUGAUUGCUUUGACAACAGAAAGACAAGUGCCAAACAGAUUGACAGCUUACUUUCGAGUGGGGCAGCGGUUUAUGAGCACUUGCAUCUCAGAGCAGUCCGAGCUAUCCUAUCUAUAGGAACUGUUGCGAUAAGCAGCUUGGAUUACGAAAUCAAAGCGAACAGCACUUUGGCUCAAAGCAUUAUUCGCUCAGUGACGAAUAUAAACAGUUUGGAGCUCCAAAAGCUCUUUGAUGACAUCAAAGACGAGAACAAAGUCGAAGAAGAGAACGAAAUCCCGCCCAUCGUGAUUGCUCUGGCCAUGCUCGAACAGUGCCUUGAACUAUACGAUGACGUAUUCUCGGGACUAUCCCAGUGGUUCCAAUCGACGAAGUUCGUCAACAAAUUAUUGUGUUGCCUCCAAAUCAGUCUUCAAAAUAAGCGUCACCAACACACAUCUUUAGCUGCCUUACGAUGUUUGACAGCGUACGCGAGGGGACCCUUCUCAAAAGACUUGCUACUGAGCGAUGUCGAUCAGUUCCUGUGGCUGCAAUUGCUUCCUCCCAAAAUGGAGACGAACUCUAGUGGGAAAACUUGGACGCCACAAGAAUGGUGGAAAGUUUAUGGGUACAGUUUGGAUUUUAUAGCCACGAUGGUUAUGAAGCACGGUCAGUUUUUCGUUGGAGAUGCGAUAACUUUUGUUGGAGUGCAUUUGGAGCAUAUUGUGGAAGCUAUAUUGCUUCCGCGACAGAUGUACAGUGUGGCAGCGUUGAAUCUAUGUGCAUCGACGUUAAGUUUGAUCGUUCAGCUGGUGAAAUUUGAGGCAAGAUGGCGGAUUUUGAAUAUUAACUCGCUCAUCUGUAUUAUGCGUAGUAUAAGUGCGUGCGUGUAUCAGUGCGUGAUGUUAAUGUUGCGCGCGCGUCGUCCGUCAGACGCCGGCCUGCAUUCUGAUGACGUCACACAGCCUUCACCUACCGCCUUGCAUAGGGUGAUUGAAAUCCUACACAUGGCAACACUGUGCCUGCUGUCAUUUAGUCCGGAUUUGUUAUCUCUACUCGCCGAGCCAGCUUUAGAUUUAGAGCGCUGGCAACCCCUAGUAGAGUUGCACUUUGGAGCUCCCAAAAUCACAUACGAACAUUUUCCUCAAUUGACAUUUGGAACAAUUCUGUCAGCUAUUUGCUUGCUCACUCGCUCUUUGAAUCACACAUAUCACGCAGAAGAAGUAAGCGGCUCGCGAUCCCCUCGCGGGUCUGCGAGCGGGGGACGUCGCAGGGCGUGUUCGUGUUCGCACAAUUCCCCCGGCGAUCGACGACUCAAUCGCAGCGAGUCAGUUGCGAGUGUGUCUUCUGCAGCGAGCGCUUUGCCUCCCACCGAUGAGAGGUUGUUGGUUGGAGCGCUACACGCUACGCUUACGCUGUUAGCUUCACAGGCUCUCCUAGCUGUCCGAGAUCCAAGUGUUCCAAGCCGUCAUAAACAACUCGUCAGACGAGAAUUAGCAUCCGAGCUAACGGUGUAUCACGAUUUCGUGCGAAAACGAAUUUUGUGCGCCGCGCACGCGCGUCCGCAUCUACUGCGGAACAAACUUGGCGCCUGGCCCCUUGGAGCUCAUGAAGAGGAAACCAAAAGAAUCGAAGACGCAAGAAACGAAAGGAACCCGUCUCCGGAAGACGAGAGAUCUUUACCGCCACCACCUCCACCUAAGCGCGCCUCGCAAGACUCCAUGCGAGAAUUCAUCUUACGCAAACAUUUUUUGGACAAAUGCGCUCAAACUCCCACUAAGGAACCACCGACCCCGGUGUCGCACUCAACGCCAGCUCCGGAUAAGAAAAGAGAAAGUUCUAGAAGCCUAAAACGUGUCUCUUGGGCCGAAACUACGAGAGAUAGCGAUGAAAUCCUCGAUACGUCGCUACAAGAAAUCGAAACUCCAUACUCUAAUCUAACUGAAGUGCAGAUCAACAACGACGAAGAUUAUUUCCAUUUUAUGUCUGUAGUUUUUCUUUAUGUUUGCCAAACUGAAUUAUAA
Molecule: messenger RNA, 5469 nt
Organism: Pieris macdunnoughi
Lineage: Eukaryota; Metazoa; Arthropoda; Insecta; Lepidoptera; Pieridae
Source: the annotation of a GenBank genome assembly